ACGGUGUAAUAUGUAUUAUAUGUUAAUGAAGUGAAAAAACAAUAUAAAAAAGAAGGAAAAUAGUAAUGUUGAUAUAAAAUUGUUAGAUAUAUAUUCUCUAGCAAGUUCCACACUUUCCACUAUUUCUCAAAAGUCAUUCUGAAUAUACAGAAAACCCCAUAGGAGCAACAUUUUCCCUAAACUCCAGCCACGAAUUUGAUACAAAGCCAAGUUUCAAUGCAAGAAAUUCAUUCCAUCGGUGGUAGAAAUCUUUUCGGCGAUGACAGAGAUAGAAGAAUGAGAACUAACUACCACCACCAAAAUCAUCAUGCUUUGAAGUGUCCUCGUUGUGACUCCUUCAACACCAAAUUCUGCUACUACAACAACUACAACCUCUCUCAACCUCGUUACUUCUGCAAGAACUGCCGUCGAUACUGGACUAAAGGCGGCGUCCUUCGUAAUGUCCCCAUCGGCGGUGGUUCUCGCAAAUCAAAGCCCUCAAACAGCAAUAACUCAUCUUCCUCCACAACUCCACCAGCAACCACACGAAAAUCACCACCACCGGAAGACAACUCCAAUUCUCACUCCAGCAGUGAAAGCUCCACCUUCACCACCCCCACUGCCACCGCGGAGGCGAAGACUCCGAUAUCGAACGCUACAUCGAAGGUGUUUUCCGUUAACUCUGCUUCGAAGCCGGAACAAGUUGGUAGCUUCACCAGCCUUGUCCCUUCAACUUUAACAAACGACGCGUUUUCGUUUGGGUUUGGAAAUAAUGUUCUCGAUGCGUCGUCGUUUCGGUUCGGCGAUAGUCAUCAACGAGGGGAUGAUCAAGUACAUGUGGCACAGGGUGGAGACUCGUUGGGUAUAUGUCAGUGGCAGCAACAGAGCAGUUAUCAACGGACGUCGUUGCUGGAUCAUCAGCAGUUAGCAAAUGGAUUUGGACCGUUAGAUUGGCAAGGUGGUGCGGGUAAUUGUUUGUUUGAUGUUCGUGAUGUCGUUGAUCAGUCUUACUGGACACACCCUCACUGGUCUCAUCAUGUUAAUCCGUCUUCUCUCUUUCAUCUUCCCUGAAUAAGCAGUGACAAUUUUUUUUUUAACUUGAGAAAAUAGCAAAAUAGUAUUUUGCUUGGAAUCUAAACUAAAGUUUUUAAACAAAGUGAAAGAGAGCCUGGAGGCUUUUUGUAUAAUUAAUUAUUACAAGAUAUAAUGUAAUUUGCUUUUGUGGUGAUUAAGCUUGAACUUAAAAAUGUUGUUUCUUUU
This is a messenger RNA of Cicer arietinum (chickpea), 1239 nucleotides long. Its product is annotated as dof zinc finger protein DOF5.4. Gene Ontology annotation, biological process: regulation of DNA-templated transcription. The record is from RefSeq and is a predicted model, not a curated record. Lineage: Eukaryota; Viridiplantae; Streptophyta; Magnoliopsida; Fabales; Fabaceae. Gene Ontology annotation, molecular function: DNA binding; DNA-binding transcription factor activity.